This is a messenger RNA of Aethina tumida (small hive beetle), 686 nucleotides long. Its product is annotated as pupal cuticle protein 20. Gene Ontology annotation, cellular component: chitin-based extracellular matrix. Gene Ontology annotation, molecular function: structural constituent of chitin-based larval cuticle. NCBI's taxonomy places the organism in Eukaryota, Metazoa, Arthropoda, Insecta, Coleoptera, Nitidulidae. Bases 41 to 655 code for a protein of 204 amino acids. The record is from RefSeq and is a predicted model, not a curated record. The transcript is spliced from 2 exons.
UUUCAGCAAUCAGUUCAGUUACACGGUGAAUCAGAUCAAUAUGAAACAAAUUCUCUUGGCUUUGGCCCUCUUCGGCUUCGCCGCCUGCGGCCGCUUGGACAGCCAAUACCUGCCGCCCAACAACGCCGGAAGAGGCUACCCCUCCGGCUCCGGCUCCUACUCCGGCCCCUACUCCGGCUCCUACUCCUCCAGCAGCUCCGGCUCCUACUCCUCCGGCCACUCCGGCCCCCAGGUCCCCAUCCUCCGCUCCGAGAACACCAACAACGGCGACGGCACCUACAGCUACGCCUACGAAACCGCCAACAGCAUCUCGGCCCAGGAACACGGAACCGGAGGCGUCAGAGCCGACGGAGGGUUCUCGUUCACUUCUCCGGAAGGUCAGCAGUUCCAGCUGACCUACACCGCCGACGAAAACGGAUUCCAUCCGCAAGGGGCCCACCUUCCCACUCCACCGCCAAUCCCCGAAGCCAUCUUGAAGUCCAUCGAAUUAAACAAAGCCGAAGCUGCACGCGGUGGGUACCAGGAGGGCGCCUACAACGAGGGUCUUUACACUCCUCCGAGCACCAGCUACGGCACUCCGGUGCGCAAUUAUGUGCCUCCGGCACCCUCCCGUUCUUACGUGCCAGCCAAAAACAAUGGAGGUUACAGAUACUAAAAUAAAAUUGAUAAUAUUUAAAUAAAUUUAU